Messenger RNA from Pocillopora meandrina, 1867 nucleotides. NCBI's taxonomy places the organism in Eukaryota, Metazoa, Cnidaria, Anthozoa, Scleractinia, Pocilloporidae. The record is from the annotation of a GenBank genome assembly.
AUGGCGGACGAUCAGUUAGAUUUGGCCGCGAAGGCGUUUAAAGCCUCAGCAAACUACGAGGAAGCGCGACCAACAUAUUCUGUUGAAUCUGUAAGAUUUCUUCUGGAAAAGGUCGGGAUCUUAGAAGAAAAGGAAAUGAAAAGCCAGCCACGUACUAUUCUUGAAUUAGGUUGCGGUACAGGGAAAUUCACUAGGAUUCUGAUGGAGGUUUUAAAAGACACAGAUGCCCGAGUGAUAGCGACUGAUCCCCUGGAAAAUAUGCUGAAAGAGUUUCGAAAAAUUUUCCCAAACUUCGAAGUGGAACAGAGCAGCGCAGAGAACAUUGGUAAGUUUGGUUUUCUUUAUAAUUACAUUUUCUUGGUGCACAAAUCUAUCUGCUGUCCGUAGGAUUGAGGAUACUUCAUUGUGUUUUACAUUACAUUAUAAGCGUUUUAUCGAGUACUGGGACACUAUGGAGGAUGGUCAUACAACUUCGGCCGCGAAGGCGUAUAAAGCCUUAGCAAACUAGAAGAAACUCGACCAUUAUUCUCUAAAAUCUGUAACAUUUCUUCUGGAAAAUUAAAGAUCAGAAUUUAAAAGAAAAGGAGAAAGUCAGAGCAUAGAAUGUACUUAUCAACGUCAAUUUAAGCCAGCUCAAUCAAGUGCCAUUUCAACUUCUGACACAAGUAUAAGGCAAUUUUUUUUCUAUGAUAAUGGUUCAAACAAAAGAGGAAUUCAAAUUCAGCUGUGUUGGUGUAUAAAAAACAGACCCAAUGGACGUCUAUUUGCUUGUACAACUGCCAUUAACAAUUUCCUUUGAAUUCUCUUUAUUAAUAAUGGAUCAAGCCUUAUAGUUAUAAGUAAAAUUAAUGUAGAUUGUUUGGUUUUGAAUUUUUUCAUUUUUAUUCCUCAUUGCCCUGAUAUUGUGGACAUUUGAAAGGGUGGAUGUGAGGAAACAUUGAGCUGUAGAACUGAAGAAAAUAUGGAAAUGAGCUGGGAGUUAUGUACAACUGUGAAUACUUAAAUUGUGGAAGUAUCUUAGGAAUGGAAUGGACUUGUGGAAGGAAAGAAGUGUUGGAAGUCUGGAAGUGUAAAUGUGUAAACUUUUGGAGGUUUUAUGCAUAGAAGUGUAAGAUUUAGAGGUUGGAAAGUAUGGAAAUAUAGAAACUUGGAAGUUUGCUCUCCUACUUUAUAACAAUUUUAUUUAUUUUUGCUUUUUUUUUGUUCAUUCACAAAGCUUUUCCAGACUCAAGUGUAGAUGUGGUCCUGGCAGCCCAUUGUUUCCACUGGUUUGCAAAUGAAGAAGCUGUGAAAGAGAUAUACCGUGUGUUAACUCCACAGGGAACUUUGGGAAUGAUCUGGGCAUUACCAGAUGAAUCAGUACCUUGGCUAAAAGAGAUGAUGACAUUUUUUCAUCCAUUGGAAGAAGACUUCAAGUAUACUAUUUCAAAAGAAACCAUGGACAAAGUCUUUGAAGAAGUUGGGAAGCUCUUCACGAUCGAGAAGGAGUCAGGUAAAAAGACUUCUUGGCAUCUUAGUUAUGAUGGCUGUUACAAGUACUUUGUAUCAAAAGGAAUCAUGCAGAGAGGUACAGAUGAAGUCAAAUGUCAGUUUAAGACUUGGUUUGAUUAUAUUAUAGGUAAGCAUUUUCCUAACAGUGAAGGAAAGGAGUCAAUCACUUUUCCUUUAGCUUAUUUAAUUUGCUGGUGCAAGAAAAAAAAAUUAUGAUGAAAGGCUAGAGGUCUUUUGUAUUAGUACUCUCUUGAAAUCAUAUCUGGUUUGUGGUGGACUUCUAAAAUAACUUUUACGCUUAUGUCAGUUUGAACCAUUGUGAGAUUGUAUAAUCAAAUUUCUCCUGGGCAAUUUUUAAAAAUACAGUUAAAUAAAA